Messenger RNA from Cydia strobilella, 928 nucleotides. RefSeq lists its product as uncharacterized. Gene Ontology annotation, molecular function: peptidase inhibitor activity. The record is from RefSeq and is a predicted model, not a curated record. NCBI's taxonomy places the organism in Eukaryota, Metazoa, Arthropoda, Insecta, Lepidoptera, Tortricidae. The transcript has 6 exons. Bases 1 to 744 code for a protein of 247 amino acids.
AUGCCUGAUUUUCACAAUCGAAGAAAAUGCAACAAAUGCACAUGUACAAAAACCGGAUUUCUCCGCUGCACAAAAAAGAACUGUCCCAAAAAAGACAAGACAUUAAAACUUUUCCGGGGAAUUCGCAUCCCUCGCAAACAUCGCCUUCGACCUCUUCGAGAAAAAACGGUUCGUCCGCCAAAACGAACUGAAGGGCAGUCUCAGGCAACUUUCUUGGACUCGAGUGCCGAGGAUGUAUCUGGAACGAGUAGGCCUCGCAGACCUCUUCAAGAAAAAACGGUUCGUCCGCCAAUGGACAGAAGUGCCGAGGAGCAUCGUGGAACGAAUAGGCCUCAAAGAUUAUCUAAAAAUUUGAAAGAAUUUGACAAAGCGUUUCUGGAUGGCGAGAAGUGUGAGCCUGGUGUAGUAUAUCGAAGCACAGAUCCUCCGAAUGUAGAUACCCCCGGAUCGUCUUAUCGAGUCGACUGCAACACCUGUCUCUGUCUCGCCAACGGGAACCUGCAUUGUGGCCAGAUGCUCUGUCCUAGUCACGACGAUGUGCACAGAGUUAAGGCGAAAGCUUUGUUAGGCCAACCAUGCGACGAUCUUGACAUUAUAGAUAAAAAUCUGGAGUGCGUGCUAUGUCAAUGCGUGCACGGGACAAAUGUCUGCCACGCUAAACCCAACUGUGAGCCGUCCAAGAAACUAGAACCGAUCGAGGAGCACUUAGGGAAGGAAUGCACCCCUGGGAUGAUAUACAAGUGAGUGUCCUUGGUAGUUAGGUAUUAUGGGCUUGCUAUGUCAACGCGUGGACGGAACCAAUGUCUGCCACGCUAAACCCAACUGUAAGCCGUCGAAGGAACAUGAACCGAUCGAGGAGCACUCAGGAAAGGAAUGCACCCCGGGGAUGAUAUACAAGCGAGCCUGCAACAAGUGUUUUUGCACAGAA